This is a messenger RNA of Sus scrofa (pig), 6465 nucleotides long. The record is from RefSeq and is a predicted model, not a curated record. NCBI's taxonomy places the organism in Eukaryota, Metazoa, Chordata, Mammalia, Artiodactyla, Suidae.
AGGCGGCUCGGUGCUAAGGGGUGAGUGAGUCGGAGCUCAGUCUCUCCCCAGCACAUUCUCGGCCGCUCCGGGUUCAGACCCAACGUAGGAGCCGCGAGAGAGGUUCACCAUCCCCCGGGCGGACAGGACUCCGGGGCUGCUGAGCGCUCCCGCGUGUCGGGCGCUCGGAGUCCCCGCAGCCGGAGAGGGAUCAGGACUCUAGAGCCCGGGGGUGCCUGUGGAAUCCAGCGCCUCGGGCUUCCCGGGUCCCCCGCACCGGGAGCCCCAGAGACGCGCUCGGCACCCGGAACGCUGCAGAAUAAGGUAACUGCAAGCCCUGGGCGCCCCAGCUAGGAGAGGGGAUGGCGGACGGGACUCCCGGGUCUCCUGUCACCGCUCAGCGGGUGUCUCCUCUCUCUCCACGUCUGGGAAAGAAGCUUCUCUUGCCAAACGAAAGCUGCAGACUUUUGUGAAAGUGAGCAGCUGCAGCCCGGGGUGGUUGGGGGUGCUGGCUCAGGGACUUUCCGUGCCGGGUCCUCGGCUUCUGACCCCGGGGGAAUGAGGGGGCGGGCCUCCACUACUGCCCCCAGCACGGUCGGACUUGGCGGCGGUGUCCCAAGCAAGGUGCCCUGGACUUUCGAAGUCAGCUGGUGGGCCCCCUCUAAGAAACCUAAGCAACUUCUGCCGACACAAACUUUCCGGAGACGCGCGCCUAGCUCAGCCUGAUCUACCUUAGCUGACGAAGAAGGAGGCGAGAGUGGAUGGAUGGCCACGGCUGCAGCCGUCCGCGCCAGGGACAGGUGCAUGCCCCAGCUGGGUCGCGCUUUAGUUUUUGAAUUUGUCUUUUGCGGAGUUGCGCACAGGUACGAGGCCAGCCCGAACUGGGAGUGCAGAGCCGUGUGCACGACCCCGCCUCACACUGGCGAUCUGACUUGGGGUGUUCUCUAUCCCAUGGUUGCCCUGUGCGGUCAAGGCCUGGAGCGUAACCCACGACUAUCCGGGUGCAGGGAAGCAUGUAGGGGGCGCGAACACUUUCCCAAUUAGAGAUCCGCACGUCGCGGUAGCGGGAACAAUGUGGAGCCGCGAGUGUCCUCAGUUUCGGGCGUGGAAAGGAAGGAUUCGUUUGCUCCUAGGACUGUCUCUCUUCCGGAGAGAAGGUGGGAGCCGGAGGAGAGAGAGAGAGAAAGAGGUGAGGCACUGCCUGCUGAACUAGUUCUCCCCUCGAAAUUUCUUUGAUAAGAGGAAUGAAAACGCACAUCCAGUCUUUUUUCAGCAUCUUGGCCAGUAGCGGGGUAGGUUCUUGGAGUAUAGAGCAGCUUCGAGGGCUCUUUGUUGCCGCAAUUUGGUAAAUUUCAGCCGGGCUAAGCGCUGCGCGCUGGCUCUUGGGAACAGAAACCACGUGCAAGGCUAGUUAAUCUCCCAGGUUCACGGCCUCCUAGAGAAGAGAGGGGCUGCCAAGGACGUGGGGAGAGGGGGGACGGGUGGAAGGCAACCAGUAGGUAGAUAUUCUAUCCGAGGCUCCUCGAAGUAAUUGCGAUUUCAGUUAAGAUAGAGGAGCAGAUCGCUAAGGACACAGCCGGCAUUUCAAUGCAGCGGCCGCCUAGGCGAAGGGUUCGUUCGAUCUCGUUCGUUGAGCGAUUUAAAUACAGCUAUCUGGUGUUGGUCAGUACUCCUGCCAGGGCCCCAGACGCUUGCCACCACGCGUGUUGGGAAUUCGAUGUUAAGGAUGAUUUUCUGGGGCUGCUGCUGGGCUUCUCCAGGCGCAAGCUCGUGGAGCUCGCUCUGUCCUCAUUAAUGCGAGCAGUUAACUCGCUCACGCUCAAUUAGCCCCGAAUAAACCGCUUUAAUAGACUCUGCACACUUCAUUAAUGCCCGGCAUAGGGCUGGCAGCAGACCCGGUACUGGCGCUCUACCGCACGAGGGAAACAGUGUCUGCACCGCGCGGGGACCUGGGCUUGGAACGAGAAUGGCGUUUGAUGCGCUUAGUCGGCACCCUUUCUCGCACUUCCCAGGUCCCAAGGUCCAAGCUCCUUGCCCAAGGGAUGCCUGGCUUGGGGCCUGGGAAGACGUGUUUCGUGUUUAAAGAUCUAAAGCUUUCACGCUGAGGUUCUGGGGUCAGGGCAACGGGAGCCAGCGGGGCUGGGCGUUUGCUCAUCCUCUCCUCUCGGCGGGAGAGGCGAGUGUGAGACUGUGUUUUUCUCUUAGCUGACCGCCUGAAACCGGAUCGUGCAUUCGGCCCAUUCUUGGUACUACUAGUGCGAGAGCCACGUUUCGAACGAAUUUCGUCCCCAGGAAAGUCGUUGGCGAGAGCCGGGGGAGCCUUGGCCUCGGAAUGCGGCAGAAAAUAAACUGGCUGCGCCGCCGAGGAAAAUAAAUGGAGUGUUGGGGGAAACAAGAUCGGGCGGAUAGCCCGGAAAGGUUGGCUCCCAAGAGCGGUGUUGGCUGCGAGCGCCCCCUCCCCUUACCCAGUCCAGAGUCUUCUCUGCUCUUCAGGGUGGGCAAGCAAAGGCCAGGUUAUUAGUAGGCCAGGUUGGUGGGAUCUCCCACCCGCUCCGCACGGAGCGGGCUCGGGCUCGGAUGCAGCCCAGCGCCCCGCCGCCAUCGCCGGGGGUAGGCCGAGCCCCGAGAGGAGCAAGUGGAGGCCCCGGCGGCGCCUGGCGGGGCCCCGGGGAGCCAGAGAUAAGGAUCUGAUUUCCAGCGCCUGGGGGGGAAGGAGAAGUGACAGCAAAUCAAAGAGCGCUCACCUCGCCUAAGUCUGGGCAGACCUUUGAAGUCGGCGAGUCACCUCCUCUUUUCUCCCCCCCUUCCCCUUCCCCUUCCCAACCCAAACAGGCUCCAGCUUUCUCUCUGGCCCAAUUCAUAUUCUGCUUCGUCGGGUCUCAGCGCUACAAGAUGGUCUCGGAUUGUCCCCGGCGUGACCCAUGUCCCUGGCGCAGUGGAGAAGACUGGUGCAGAGGCUAUGGCUCUGUCGCCUGGGUCCCCGCCGGCACUCCCAGCUUUGUGCCUCCCUUAGCCCCGAGGCUGAAUUAAUUGCGGCAGGCCUGGCUCAGUUUUCAUUCCCGAUUGCUAAUUUAACCUGCGAAAGCAAAUCUUUGCUGCACUCUCAGUGUUUUGCACCCUCUGCCCCCAGCAGAGCCUCUUUCCUCGUGGCCCAAGGAUCGGAGAGUGACCUUCCUGCCAGCUUCCAAAGGAAAGGGUUUCUAGGUCAAGAUUGUCCUCACUCUUCUGGGACCUGCAGGCACAACCCUCACAUUAAAAGCUUCUCUGUACUGAAAGGCAGCCUGAGCCUUAUGGCCUGGGCUGAGGGUAAGCUAGGCUGCGGAAGCUGCCUGGGUGGUGUCCCUGCCUGCUGUGGAGGGAACAGAGCCGGGGCCUGCCCAUCCCAGUGUCUGAGACUUGCUGCAGGAUGGAGGAAAGAUCUGAGCCAGUGGAGAGGGGAAAUAAGGAGUAACAGAAGAGUUGGAGAAGUGGGUGGCAGGGCGUUGAGACUGGCAAAGGAGAAGUGAUUCCCAGGCUGCCUGCUGCCACAGUGAGUCCUUGAGAUGGAGCUCAGCUCUUGAGUGUCCCAAAGUCUUCUGUAAUUUUGGCUUUCCUUCUCCUUGUUUUUGCCUCCACUGGACAGACCUGAGUUAGGAGUGUCUGGAAGGCACAGACCUGAAAGGUCUCUGCAGAGUCCAGAGGCUAGAGACCCUGACCAAAGAGGCCAGGAGGUGCCAGGAUCCUUGUCACAUCAGCAGGCCUUGCCUGAGCUCCCAGGCCUUGCAUUUGGAGGGUGGGUAGCCCACAGCAGCCGAGGCCCAUCCUCAGUGCUCCAGCUCCUAGGCAAACCCACCUGCCCAGGGGGCUCACCACAGGCACAAACAUCCUCAGAGCCCAAAGACCCUACCCUCUUUUCUAUGGGCUGAGGGGUGCUCUGAAGCCCCUUAUAGGUGACUGGUGACUGUCGAUGUUUGAGUAAGUGUGGGUGUCAGUGUCCUCAGUGAAAUGAAGGUGAUGCCCAAAGGCCAUGGAAGGGAGUCAGUCUGCAAACAGCUGCAGAGAGUGUGGUGUCAAAAGGGCUCGUUUAAAGUGAGGCCGAAAAGCAAAUUUAAGGUCAAAGUUGAGAGUUGUAAGACGAUGACACUGCUUCUAGAAGCCAGGUUUGGAGGUCAGUGAGUAGAGCUUAAUGCAUAAGAGCUGGGAGAUGUGUGGAUUUGUGUGCGUUUGUAUAUCUGUGAGGCUCUUUGUAUGUGUUUUGUGAGCCCCUGUGUGUGUGUGUGUGUGUGUGUGUGUGUGUCUGUGUGUGUCCACACGCAUGGCUCCCUGCAUUUUAUUCAGUAGCACAAUACUGGUUUUCCCAGUUUAUCUCUGCACCUCGUUGUCAACUCUGCUUCAGAAUGUGUGAAUCCCUGUUUAUCUGUCAGUGUGUAUUUCAAUGUUUGUCUGUCUGCCCGUGAGUGUGUAAGUGUGCUUCCAAGUUUCUGUUAUCUUCACAGGAGAGUGUGAUUCUGUGUUGACCCGGGCUUGCCUGGAUGUAAGUCUCUGCACACCACUUCCCCCGUGUUUCUGCCUUUCUCAGUAUCCUGUACACCAUAGGCUCUCAUUUUAAGUUGGUCGCACUGCAUAAGAUUUAGUUUGGUUUCUGUAUCCGUUGUGUGUCUCUGCCUGUCUCUGCCGGAGGCCAUUUGGAAGGCGUGCUCGAACCACAGACAGUUCCUGUCUUUUCCGUGAGGGCAGUGAGUUCCUUGGCUGGGGUCUUAGACUCCCAGCCCCUGCUCAGGAAGACGGAGAGGGUGUGGCCAGGCUGGAACUCAGAGGAGGGCACCUACCCUGAACUUCUCUGUUCCUCUCCUCUUCCCCCUUCGUCUUUUCCUUGCAGAUCGAGAUUGAGGACAGACUGCCACGACCGCCAUGGGCAGCAAAACCUUGCCAGCGCCGGUGCCCAUCCACCCAUCCCUGCAGCUCACCAACUACUCCUUCCUUCAGGCAGUGAACGGCCUGCCCACAGUGCCCUCGGACCACUUGCCCAACCUGUAUGGUUUCAGUGCACUGCACGCGGUGCACCUGCACCAGUGGACGCUGGGCUACCCCACUAUGCACUUGCCGCGCUCCUCUUUUUCUAAAGUGCCGGGCGCUGUGUCCAGCCUGGUGGACGGGCGCUUCCAGCUGCCCGCCUUUCCCUGGUUCCCUCAUGUCAUCCAGCCCAAGCCAGAGAUCACUGCUGGAGGCAGCGGGCCCGGGGCUCUCAAGACCAAGCCGCGCUUUGAUUUUGCCAACCUGGCCUUGGCCGCCACACAAGAAGAUCCCUCCAAGCUUGGCCGAGGGGAGGGUCCCGGUUCCCCUGCCAGUGGGCUGGGUGCCCUCCUGGAUGUGACCAAGCUGUCCCCAGAAAAGAAGCCCACGAGGGGACGCCUGCCUUCCAAAACCAAGAAAGAGUUCGUAUGCAAAUUCUGUGGCCGCCACUUCACGAAGUCCUACAACCUCCUUAUCCAUGAGCGGACGCACACAGAUGAGCGGCCCUACACAUGCGACAUCUGCCACAAAGCCUUCCGGAGGCAAGACCACCUAAGGGACCACAGAUAUAUUCACUCCAAAGAGAAGCCUUUCAAGUGUCAAGAGUGCGGGAAAGGAUUCUGCCAGUCCAGGACUCUCGCUGUCCACAAGACGCUACACUCACAGGUGAAGGAGCUCAAAACCUCCAAGAUCAAAUGCUAAAUAGAGCCUCCAGGGCACCAGGACCCUGGGUCUAGCCACCCCCUCCUCCAAAGGGACAGAAGCCGAAGGCGACUCUGGCGGGCAGCGGGAGGGGCUCCCUGGACCUUCCCCGUCCCAAACGUGUCCCCUGGGUCCCCGGCGCACGCGGAACUCCAGAGCCUCGCCCCGGGCCGUGACCCCGGCCGCCCGGGCGGCUCCCCCAGGACGCGGCUAAACUCUUGGCCAAAAGGCGGUACUCACGUGGCGGAAGGGAAACUGCAUUUAAAAAAGAACGAAAGCUUCGCGGAGCCGCAGCGGCGCCUCUCCCAGAAGUAUUACUUUUUCUAUUGUUAUUUUAUACGUUUUCUUUAUUAUUUUUUUUCUUUGACCAUAUAAGCUUGUAACUCUGACGGCGGAGAGCGAGGGGAGUGGGAAGGAAGUUCUGUGCUCUCGCAGCUUCCAACCCCUCCUCCCGCCCCCCUCCCCACCCCCGGGAGCCUGCAAAAGUGUAAUCCCUGUAUCUGCUUCGGCGGCCGGCCCCGGGAUCCCGGGGCCGGGGAGCGCCCUCCCAGCUCCCGCCGCGCAGCGGGCGGUGGGCUCCUGGACUCGGAGGGCGGGGAGGGAGCCUGGGGCCCUGGGGCUGGAGGGGCCGGGCUUCCGGCUCCCCUGUUCCGCCGCCCCGUCACCUCGAGCGAGCAGCGGGCCAGGAGCAGGGCGAUGGAUUGCGAUUGGCACUUUAUGCUGACCAUCGGUAACGGACAUUUAUCACUGGAGUUUUUAAAAAAUAUUAAAUAAACGGCUAUUUUACAGGCA